GAUAUUCAAUCCAGUGCCAAUGAGAGUGUGUCGGUUUAAUCGUGCAAUCAUUGCUGCUACUGCACUGACGUUUAUUCGUCGCUCAGUAGUGAGCAGUUUCAGAUAUUUCAAUGCUGGUGUUGAUUAUGGAAAAAGCGGUCAAGCUGCAAACCAAACGGAAACGAUAUUUUCGAAGAUUCUGCGCAAGGAAAUUCCGGCAGACAUCGUGCACGAGGAUGAGAAGUGCAUUGGCUUCAGGGAUGUCAAUCCCCAAGCACCAACACACAUUCUCAUCAUUCCUCGGCAGCACAUCCCUAUGCUAACACAAGCACAAGCAUCAGAUGCCGAACUGCUCGGUCACCUAUUGCUGACUGCAAAUAAGAUUGCUGCAGCAGAAGGUCUGGAACAAGGAUUCAGACUAGUGAUCAACAACGGCGAACAUGGUGCUCAAUCAGUGUACCACCUGCAUGUUCAUCUACUGGGUGGAAGACAACUCACGUGGCCUCCUGGAUAACCACAAAUACUUUACACGUGCAUUCAGACAAUCAUAAUUAGUAUAUU
Corticium candelabrum is the source of this 540-nucleotide messenger RNA. RefSeq lists its product as uncharacterized. NCBI's taxonomy places the organism in Eukaryota, Metazoa, Porifera, Homoscleromorpha, Homosclerophorida, Plakinidae. The record is from RefSeq and is a predicted model, not a curated record. Bases 20 to 493 code for a protein of 157 amino acids. The transcript has 4 exons. Gene Ontology annotation, cellular component: cytoplasm. Gene Ontology annotation, molecular function: hydrolase activity.